Paraglomus occultum is the source of this 325-nucleotide messenger RNA. The record is from the annotation of a GenBank genome assembly. Lineage: Eukaryota; Fungi; Glomeromycota; Glomeromycetes; Paraglomerales; Paraglomeraceae.
ACGGGACCACUUAGAUAUUAGACUGAGCAAGGCCAAUCGAAGGGAAAUUGACACAGCUUAUAACUUAAUGGACAAGCAAUAUAUGUGGAAACUCUCAUCUGGAAAAUUCAUAGAAGAAGAAUUAUAUAAGCUGGGGAAAAGAUUAGAGUUCGAGCACGCUGUUCAUUCAUUUAUCCUCGAUGUUGAAGAUGAAUUGAUUAUGGAACAUUUUACAGAGACAGAACUUCGAGAGAUAGACAACACAUCUAUUCCAGAAGUACCAGAGCUCUCGAAUGAAAUUGAUGUGUUUCUAAAUAAAUUCCUUGGGCAAGACGAACUUAAAUGA